AUGAAGGGCAAAAUCAGCAAGCAUCGCGCCUCACUCGCCUCAAACCGAAAAAGCAGCGCCACUAUGUCGUGUAGCGCCAGCAAAUCCACGUCAACCAAGAGUACUGGAUUUCGUAUAUCAACGCAGGCAAGGGACUCAUCCACCACCACUACUGGCACCUCCGCACCUCAGGAGACGAGUGGAAGCCGCAGGCACCCACACCGGUGCAGUGUGGCCACAAGCGGAGAAAAACUGGCGCCACAGUCGCAGAACGUCCGGGGGGCUCGUGCCGCCUCCGCCACGACAGCCGUCGCUCCUGAGGACGUCCAGGCUGUAAAUGCCACCUUUGCGGCAGGAGGCAGGAGCCCCGACUCUCGUCGCCGUCCGAGUGCGGGCCAGUCCUCCUCGGCCCCGAUGGCGGCUGCAAAAGAAAACAGCAGCGCCAUGUCACCCCCACUGCCCCUUUCUACUGGAAUUUUGGCCAGCAGCAGCUGCCUCGUUACCAGCAGCGAAACGGGGGGCCCCUCGCCAGGCUCUCCUCGCGCCUCCCCUACCUAUGACGCACAUGGCGACAUGGCGCAGCUUUACCUCAGCCCUAUCACCGCCUCGCUCUGCGCCACCUCUCAUCAUGCUGUCUUCACAGGGCCGCACUUUAGCGGGCGCAGCGCGAGCUGGCGCAGCGGAACCGCCGUGGAUGCGGCGGUCUCCUCUGCACACAGGCACGCACGCGACUCUAGCGGCGCAGACAGUGGCACCGUGGACACGGAUGGCUCCUCCUCCUACUGUGCUAGCCAAAACCAAGCGAAUGCACUGGUGGAUACGUGGGUGCACUCCCCGCUACGGGUGGCUCAGCAGCGCGGCGCCGAGACGCGGCCGCGGCCGUCAUUUGCGUCAGAACCAACAGUUGGUGCCACAAAGGGCUUCGGCGCGCCUGGUGGCGUCAACUACGCAGGACUCGCACGGCGAUCACCGGCCUCGAGUGGGUCGUCCGCGCACUUCCCGCCGGUCAGCACACAGCAUAUGCCAGUACUCGUUGUGCCGUCGGUGAAGUCGGUGUCUGCCGCACGCGAGCUGCUGACGCCAUUGCCACUGGUACAUCCGCAACGGCGCUCUCUGCUGGCAGUCAAAGACGGCCAGCGUGGGGGCUGGACUCUCAGUAGUAGCUGGGCGCCUGCGGGCUCCCCGGUCUCCUUCAGUGCGAGGAGCCCGUCCGUCACCAGCACCUCGCGGCCGUCGAGCAGGAGCGACUGCAACAGCUCCACAGCACGCAGCGACGGCAGCCGCCGCGCGGUAGCCUUUCAGCUUUCCGAAACAAUACAAGAGAAGGGCACGAUAACGACGACUCCGAGGCAGCAGCCGGAGAAGAGCGGAGAGGACAAUGCCUCACCCCAAAAUAGGCAGCGGUUCGGGCUGCGCCACUGCUCGCCCAGCUUGUCGAUAUGCUCUCUUUCCAUGGGCUCGGCAGCGGCGUCGAUGAUGGACGAAGUCCCCCCUCCACCGCCACCGCCGCCGACGCAGCUGUCACUUGGAAGAGGAACCAAAACCAGGGGAGGAGGGUCGUUGCUGCUGCCUCCUCGCGAGAGUGUUCCACUGAGUCGAAUUCCCCAUCAUCUCGACAGCCUUGGCAGCAGCAUCCUCAACGCGAGCACCGCCAGCGGUUGCCAGAGCAGCUUCGCCUCUUCGACAUUGUGGGAGAGCACUGGUCGCAUGAAGUCCUUCAUGUUGUCGCCCGUGAAGAGUCCACUCAGAUCGCCAAGCAGCAACCUUUCCAUUCCCUCUGAGACCAUAGCAGGCACCAGCAGGAAUGGGAUCAUUUCCUCCGAGGCAAAUGAGCUGCCGUCUUACUCAGACGCUCGCCAGAGCGGGGCGGCGUCGCAAGCACAGUUGUUCCACUACCCCUCAAGCGUCAUCUCCCUCCAGACCUCACUCGUGAGCGUGCCCAGCACGGUCAACCCCGACGACGUGGAGGAAGACAUGGUUGGACUCCGUCAAGUAGUGGUGCCGCUGCCCUUGUUAACCAAUCAUCCCCCCGCGACUGCAUUGGUGGUCGCCAGUGUAGCAUCGUCGAGCGUUGAGAACGACAAGCACGAGGCUGGCGUCGAUGAGUUGGCAGACGCCAGGCCACUUGCCAUCGCCAUCAUCUCCGAUGCCAUAGGUAAGCCAGCGCAGUCCUCCGAGUUGUCGACACCCCAACCGUCACUGUCCUCUGUGGGCGGAAAGACUACACAAAGCGUAGACAAGCUCAAAUCCAAUGAGGACCUCAACUCCAAGCCCCGUAGCGGCGGCGCCUUUGGCAAUACCAAAGCGCAGCUCAUGACGACAUUCGUACAGGGGCCGUCGCUCGUGAGCACUGAAGUCCCCUCUCAUGGGCGUCCUUCAAAGGCGCAGGCACUCUCGCCCCGUCAGGAGGAACUGGCGCGGUCGUUCCGCGAUCGCAUCCAAGUGGGUGUCCGUGCGCCGCGUCGUCAGCGGACAGCCCAGCGCGUGAGCUCAGCCUCUCGCGACCGGCAUCGCGCCAGCAAUGAUACGAGCCAUGGUUCCAGAGCAGAAGGAAGGGGCAACACCCGACGACGGGAGAGUAGAUUGCGGCGCACGAAAGGACAGUCCGCACAGCAGCCCGCCGCCGCCCUACCCUUCAUCGCAGUUGCCGCAGCUGCCGUUGCAUACGCAAAGCUCCUCAGGCCCGUGCAUGCCCUUCGCCUGCGUCGUCGGUUCGACGAGGUGAUCGCGCCUGUCGCCGCGUAUCGCAUCCAGUGCAAGUGGCGGCGGUACCUGCAGCUGCGCAGGGUGGAGCAGAAGAUGGCUGUGCAGCUGCUUGUGGCGUGGAUGCGGUUCCGGCUGCAGAUCCUGCGCCGCGCCAAGGACGCAAGCGCGAGGCUUCUACAGCGUGUGUUUCGCGGCGAGCUAGUGCGCUCCCUUCACCGAUACCUGUAUGAGCAGAUGAAGCGCAAUCGUGCGCUCGACGUCAUUCGGUACUACGUGCAACGCUGGGAGGCACAGAAGCUCUACCGGGUACUACAGAUGCAACGCGAUGAGCGGGCCUUGGUGGUGAAUCAGUGCGUACAAGGGAACAUGCAGCUGUGCCGGGCAGAACAAGUCGAGUGGAACGCUAUCGUGCAGGAUGGCGCCGAGAUACUGCAAAGCAGGCCGUGCGUGAGUACACAGGACUGGGUGGAAGGCGUUGCGGCGCUGACAGGGGUUGUGCUCGACCCCCGCGCGUCGAAUUUCAUCCGCUCAUCGGUCGCGAAUUCAGCGGCGUCAACAAGAGCAAGGCCGACCACCAUGGCACAGCUACGCGAGUGUCUCGCUGCCUUUGCGCGGCUGGAGCAUCAACUGUUCCGUUCCAGUGACACUAAGGAAGAUAAAACUGCAAGCAGCAGAAAGGGCUCAGCCCCCUCCUCCGCUGCGCCGUCACCGCCGUUGCAGCCCACUCUGGCCCUGGCGAUGCGGGCAACAAAGUCAACUCAAGGUGAACGCAAAGACGGCUUCGCGAAGGCGCACGAUGACGCCCACAAUCCCUCUUACACUGCGAUGUCGAUUGCGAGCGACGGCGCACCUGACUCGCCCACACCAUCAAACCCGACGGCCACAGACGACGACUUUGUUGCCGCCUACGUACAGCUUCUUUGCCGCGUCGAGGCCACGGAGCGAGUGGAACUGGAGCGCCGACUGCUUGGCGAGCACCAUGAGCUCCUGCGCAAGCAGCUGCUGCUGGACAAGGCCAUCCUCUACGCCACUUCAAUGCGGGUGGCACCACUCUUCUCACCCCUGCUGCUGGACAUGCCAUCUGAGGCAGUGUUGAUUCAGGCAGUUCGUCUUUUCAAGGAAGAGCGAGAGGCGCGAUGCGCGAUCAUUCAGCUGUACGAGUCAAUGCCGCUCGCGUGUCUGCGACGGCCGAUGCUGAACCCCGUGGCGAAAGUUCGUUACAGCGACCUCGUGCGGCUCUCGAACGGCGUGGACGACCCAUGGGAAGACGCGGGGCGCAGCGAGCAACGCUUCUACCGCGAGACCGUCGCGUACAAGUGCCUUGCGAGCAGCAUGAGCAAGCCGGAGAGCAGCUGUGCCCUCUCCUACACGCCGCGGCCGUCUUUGGCUCCGCUUGGUGCCGACGAUGCCGACCGUGUUCCUAGCUCCCGCUUGAUGAGCCCGUCGCAUGAAGCGACACACAACGGUGGUGGUGGCCAUCUGUCGAUACCUGUGGUGCCGCCGCUGCUGUCUGUACAGCGGCAAGCCUCCUACGGCACUCCGAGCGGACUUCGAGUUCGCAUGCGCGUCACGGCACCUCUGCCAUUGCACGUGACAUCCCUUUUCCCGUCCCCCAAGUUGGCGGAGUCGGUUGCGCCAGGAGGCGGCGGUGUCACGAGGAUGAACGAGAACGGCCAUCACGCGAACAGCUUUCGGGCCAGUUCGCACCACGGGAGAGGCGACGUGCAAAGCAAGACAGCUAUCCCGUCUCCACACCGCCGCCCACGCGGACCACCGCUGCCGCUGCUGCGCAAACUGCUGCGGCACCCCGGCUGCGCGCGCAGCGGCACCUCGCGUCCCUCAUUCCAGUCACCCCCUGUGAUCACUAACCCCGCUCUAAACAGCAGAGAGGGAGCUAGCGAGUCGCGGCCACCUUGCCUGAACACCUACCCGAACCCCACGCACUUUCAGCUCACCACCAUCCGGAAUCCCUCGACGGAGGAAGAGGGGUGUGGUGCAGAAGUCGGUGUUGAGGGGUCUGCUCAGCGCUCUACCAACGCCUCGUCCACCAAUGCAGCCUGCGGCAGCAACGCGAACCAAGACAAUUGCAGCAGCAAUAUCAUCUCGCGCGAUGCUGAUGCGGGGGUCGUGCUGCAGCUGCCCUCCCCUGCCAGCGCGGCGCGGCAGCGCUUUACCGCCGCGGCACAUGCCACAGCGGCGGCAGCAAGCCACUUCUCCAGCCCAUGUAAAUCCAGCACUCGCGUGUCAGUCACGGUCAGUAGCUACUCCAGGGGGAACGUCACGGAGGGCCUCACCGCUUCGGGCGAGGAGAGCGCGGCACUGCUAGACCGCGCCGACCUGGUGGACCGCAUCCUCACAACCCAGCCUGUCGGGGCGACCUGUUCUGGAUCCAUUUUCUCAGCGGCAAAAGUAGUACCGAGGCUCACGGUGUGGCACGCCACUGCAGCGCCGCUAGAGUCCCUGGCACCGUCCUCGAUGCUACCUGAGAUGCCACUCUGCCUGUGUCAACAGAUCCGUACC
Molecule: messenger RNA, 5205 nt
Organism: Leishmania braziliensis MHOM/BR/75/M2904
Lineage: Eukaryota; Euglenozoa; Kinetoplastea; Trypanosomatida; Trypanosomatidae
Exons: 1
Molecular function (GO): protein binding
Source: RefSeq, a predicted model, not a curated record